Molecule: messenger RNA, 5029 nt
Organism: Podarcis muralis (Common wall lizard)
Lineage: Eukaryota; Metazoa; Chordata; Lepidosauria; Squamata; Lacertidae
Gene: STK36
Product: serine/threonine kinase 36
Biological process (GO): protein phosphorylation; smoothened signaling pathway
Cellular component (GO): cytoplasm
Molecular function (GO): protein kinase activity; ATP binding
Source: RefSeq, a predicted model, not a curated record
GGCCUGCGCUGAUAACUAGCCUCCGUCCGCCCCGCCCCGCCCUACUCUCGAGCCGCCGGGUUCCAACGGCCCCCGCCGGGGCUCAGCGCGGCAAAGGCUUUGUCAGACGGGGCGGGUGGGACGUGGGUGCUUCUGUCCUUCCUCUGGAUUGACCUGGAAGGAGGAGGUUGAGGCGAAGGAGCCGGUGUCGGGCUGCAGCGCACAGCCCGACCUUGUGUGCAUUUCUCUGCCCCAUUUCACUUUUGUGGAGCUUACUCCUAAGUAAGUGGGCGUAGGAUCGUCGCCUUAGGAGGCUCCUCAAGACGCCGUGGCCGGAUUAAUACCCACCCCUCUCCACAUUCCCAUCAUGGAGAAGUAUCAUGUCUUGGAGAUGAUUGGUGAAGGCUCUUUUGGAAGAGUGUACAAGGGGCGUCGCAAAUACAGUGCACAGGUGGUGGCCUUGAAGUUUAUCCCUAAAGUGGGUCGCUCACAGAAAGAGCUGAAGAAUUUGCAGCGAGAGAUUGAGAUCAUGAGGGGGCUUCAUCAUCCCAACAUUGUCCAGAUGCUUGACAGUUUUGAAACUGAUAAAGAGGUUGUGGUAGUGACAGAUUAUGCUGAAGGGGAGCUUUUUCAGAUCCUUGAGGAUGAUGGGAACUUGCCUGAGGAGCAGGUGCAAGAUAUUGCCUCUCAGUUGGUCUCGGCGCUCUAUUAUCUGCAUUCCCACCGAAUCUUGCACCGUGACAUGAAACCCCAAAACAUCCUUCUUGGGAAAGGAGGAGUGAUCAAGCUCUGUGACUUUGGGUUUGCCCGUGCAAUGAGUAUUCACACCAUGGUGCUGACAUCUAUAAAAGGCACUCCACUGUAUAUGGCGCCUGAGCUAGUGGAAGAGAAACCCUAUGACCACACAGCUGACCUCUGGUCAGUGGGAUGCAUUCUGUAUGAGCUGUGUGUGGGGACACCACCCUUCUACACCAACAGCAUCUUCCAGUUGGUGAGCUUGAUCAUCAAGGACCCCAUCAAGUGGCCAAAAAACAUGAGCCCCAACUUCAAGAGCUUCUUGCAAGGCCUGUUGAUGAAAGACCCUCGGCAGCGCCUGUCCUGGCCAGAGCUACUCUAUCACCCCUUCAUUGCAGGGCUGGUCACUGUAAUUGAUGACACAGCAGAUCAAGGCAUUACCAACCCUUUCACCAGCAAACUGCCUCCUGAAUUGCAGGCCCUGAAAGAGCAGCAGACACACUCGCUGGCCCCUCACAGUGGCCAGUCAAAGAUCUUGAGGAAAGCACGGCAGAAGAUGGCCCAGGAGGCUCGGAGAAAGGAGAUGGGGAAAUCCAGGGCUUCGUUUAAGGAAGAAACCCCCAAGGGGGUCCAGAGCCAUACACGCAAAGCCUGCCUUGCUCAGACAGAUCCCAGAGAAGUGAAUCGGGCAGCUCCUGGCACUGGAGAAGAGAGGCACCUUAGCCUUGGAGGAAAGGGAAUGGAGUGGGAGCAAAAGGAAUCUUCCCCCACACCUCGAGAGAAUCGGAUCACACAGGAUUACGAGCGGGAAUUCCCAGAGCUGAGGCCAGAAAGUGGCAGAGCAGAAGCACGAGGCAGACGCAGCAUUGACACUGUGGAUCUGGAGACUGAGGAGUUGGAUAGCGAUGAGGAGUGGCAGCACUUGAUAGAUGCCACAGAUCCUGCCCAUGUGCAGCUGAGUGCCCCACUGAGCCUUCUGGGAGACCCUGCUUUUGUGCAGCGCAUCCAUGCCCGACUCAAGGAUUCUGGUCGGCAGGUGCUGGAGGGAAUGCUGGAGGGAGCUUCCCAUCUUCGCCCUGCCCUCCAUGUUAUUGGCAACUUGUUAGGUACCCGCUGUGACACGGAGCUGUUGUACAACUUCUGCAGUGACACAGGAUUAUCCCACUUCCUUGUGGAGCUAGCGGGAAGUAUCCUGGAGAGUAUCAACAUCAAGCAGCAGCCCUGGUACAUCACCCUACUGAUAGACUUAAUCACUGUCUUGUCAGCCUACUUUGCCAGUGAUUUCAACCGACAGCAGAGUGGAAAGAAGCAAAGUUUGCAGGCAUUCCACAGUUCUGCCUGUCGCUUCCUUGUCCUGUUACCUGCACUGCUGGUUCAGCCCACAGACCAAGAGAGCAGGCUGCGAGAACAAAGCCUGAUGUGCUUCACCCACUUGUGUGAGAGCAUGGAUUGUGCCUGCCCAUCCAUCUCCAUUCCCUUUUACACCAGCUUGUUUGAGGAGCAUCACCGCCUUCUGGAUGUGCUCUGCCACGAGGCUAGCUGUAAGCAGCCAGCUCAGGAAGUGUUCCCCAAAGAAGCAAAGGCAGCGCAAGAGUGGAGUGAACACUUGGCAGUUGCCUCUACUGCAGCCCUAGCUGCAUCCUGCGGCAUCCCAGGAGGGCACAGCACAUGUCAUAAGGCCAAAAAGCAGAUCUCUCAGCAAGUAGCCCAGAAGCUCAUUGAGAAAGAUAAUGACCUGCUGCCAAGUCUUCUCUCAGGAAUUGAGCGCUCUGCCUCUUCGCUCAAUGGGAUGAAGGUCCUGUAUGCCUGUUGCCAUGUCAGUCUGACUCUGUGCCACCGCUUAGCAACUCCAGAAAGGCUGAGUUCCCUGAUCUGUGCCCUGCAAGGCAAGGUCCCACUAACUGGAGUGGCACAAGUACAGGCAGCUGAAGCCUCACUGAGACUCUUCUCCCUCCUGCUCCUCCAGCUACAGAUCCUCCCACCUCAGUCUGAAAUAGUGCUGAAGGAAGCCGUGGCUCUUUUCAACCAUGCAACAGCUACCUCUGUUCUAAGUGCUGCAGGAUUGCUGCUGACAUACUUCAUUCAAAAUGGCGCUGCUGUGAUGAUCAGGCAAGAGGAAGCCAUGGCCAUUAUAGCUACUGUAUUCACAGAACCUGCGGAGCUAUGCCUGCCACCUCCCAUGGGAGCUGGCUUCUAUGAUGGGCUCCUGCUCUUGAUGCUGCAACUAUUAAGCCAGGGAGAUGCAGCAGUAGUGCGGGAGUUUGCUACCUCCGAACUCUGGGGCAUUGUGUGGCAUCGCUUUGCUAUGGUGCUCCACUUGACUUCUCAGGAGCCAGUGAUGGAAGGAGACACCCCGAGAGCUGGCCAGCAGGCACCAGAGCCAUACUGGAACCUCAUCUCACCACAAGGAACCUUGCUCUUCCUCAGCUUAGCCCUCUUCAUCUUCACACGAGAGCCUCACCAGUGCCUUCUCCAGCUGGGCCAGCCCAAUGGGGUCAUGAUGGCAACCCUGAGCAAGCUGCUUGAACCUGACUUCCUGACUUACUUGGCACAAACGCAGAUGCAAGAGGAUGGUGACCCAGAGCUGGUGUCAGCUGUUGUGCUCCAAAUUUGCCAGCUGUUCUGUUUCCCCUUUGCUCUGGACAUGGACCCUGAAACUUUGGAGCUUAUCACAACAGGUCUAAGGGACUCUGAAAUCCCUGCACGGUUACUCCAGGCCUGCAUUCACCACCUUCCCUUCUCAGAGACAGAGUUGCCAUUGAGUCUCCUGUGCCACUUGGUGCUGAGCGACGAGGGAGUCAUUGAGCAGGUGGUGGGGGUGGCUGCCUCAAAGCAUGCUGUUGCCUUCUUGUCUGCCAUUUUGCUAUCAGACCAAGUAGCCCUUACUGCAGACUUGCUCUCUCUGCUCACCCACAUAGCCCGGGCCAGUCCAGCUCACCUGCCUUUCCUACAGAGACUCCUAUGUGGUUCAGACUCUGCUUCCCAACCACUGAGCCACCUGCUGUGCCACCAAGAAUGCCCGGUUCGUGCCAAAACUUGUAGCCUUUUGGGGAACUUGCUGCGCCACAGACAGGGGUUUCCUCAGGUUCUGCAGGACCAGAUUGGGCUGCUGGAACAUCUGCUGGAACGACUUUCGGAUGAGGACGAACAUGUGCGACGCUCAGCCAGCUUUGCUGUUGGCAAUGCAGCCUACCAGGCUGGUCCUCUUACUCCAGCCCUCAGCAAAGCAGUCCCUUGGGUUGUUCAGCUCCUGAGUGAUCCUCAAGCCAAGACCCGCUGUAAUGCAGCUUCAGCACUGGGCAACUUGGGCCGCCAGUCGGUGGAACUGGAGGAUUUGCUGAUCCAGAGCAGGGUACCUGGUCGUCUAUUGGAUGUGGCCUGCCAUGAUUCGCAACCAGCUGUGCAAGAGGCAGCACUCAUUGCUCUUCGAUCUAUUGGCCAGCAGCCCAGGAUCCACCAGGUGCUGGUGUCACUUGGAGCAAGUGAAAAGUUGGAAGCACUUUCAUGUAACAAACCUCAGACUAGUGCUUACAGCAGCCCACGGCCCUCAUCAUCAAGGCAUUGUAAGAAAUUGAUCCACCUCCUGCAGCCUGCACACAGUGCCUAAGAAUUCAAGAGGGUUCCAACGUGCUCUUCCUUCCAAACACCAGAGGUUUGGAGAACCAUGGAGCUGAAAUAUCAUUGCAGCUACUGUCUUGGAGUGGCCUUCAAUAUGCCGAAAUGUCAAGAGCGCGCUAGUCUUUCUAGCUGAAGUUGGAAGUAGAACUCUGUUUUACAUCAUCUGAACAGAGGUACCACAGUCCGCUGUUCAGUAAGGACACCAUCCAAGCACCAUUUUCUUGCUAUGAACCAUCCAUGGAAAAAGCCAAGCUGCUGUGUUCUCCUAUCUAAACAAGACGUGUAGCAAAAACCCUAGCUCAGUGCACUCUACAUUAAGUGCCUUGGGAUACUGGUCUUUGUUUUUUCUUUUUUUCUGAGAAUUUCUUCCUUUCCCUUUGAAGAAGAGUGGACAGCCACAAGUCACCAAGCAUCCCUACUUAAAAGCAGAAAAGAGAACAGUGGCAUUGCUGGCCAGAAUAAAGUAGUACCUCUUUUGCUUUGACUUUUGCAGGUUAAGUUGUGGGUCAGAAGGCCGGAAGCAUUUUCAGUUUUUGAUAGGAGUUAUAGUAUCCCCCCUGGAGCCUCUGAUCAACUAAUGGACUGCAUCCAUUAUUUGUUUUAGUAUUUCUUUGACUAGGACCCUGACCCAGUUGGUCUCUUGCUUUUUUUAUAUUUAAUACUGUGCUUUUGUAAUAAAACCUGGCUUGUUUUCUCA